Messenger RNA from Dioscorea cayenensis subsp. rotundata (Guinea yam), 941 nucleotides. Its product is annotated as helicase and polymerase-containing protein TEBICHI-like. The transcript has 3 exons. NCBI's taxonomy places the organism in Eukaryota, Viridiplantae, Streptophyta, Magnoliopsida, Dioscoreales, Dioscoreaceae. The record is from RefSeq and is a predicted model, not a curated record. The coding region runs from base 105 to 941 and encodes 278 amino acids.
GUUUUUGAAAAAUUUCGUAGUUUGGAGGGACGGCAAACCCGCCCCCAAUUCCGGCGAUCGCCGCCCUUGGUUAUCUUCCUUCUCCGGUGAUCGCCACCGCCAGGAUGGCCUCGGGAUCCCCGAAAUCUCGGGUCGAUCAGUUCUUCGGAUCAAGAAAGAGGAGACCUCAGUCUCUCAAAGAGGAGAAGCCCCAUGAAAAUCUUAAGACCACGCCGGAGUCGUCCCCCAGCGGUAAGGGCUCCCUUGAUUCCUAUCUCGUCAGAUCCCCUGACUCUCAGCGCCGGCUUGAUUUGGUGAAGAGGAAUAUCUCUUUGGAGAUUGGUCUGCCGUCUGAGACUGCGCAAAAGCCCGUUCUCCGUUCGUGCUCUUCUGAGAGAACCGAUGGCCGCGUUGGCGAACACGGAGAGCAGAUUCUUGAGAAGGAUGUUUCAGUAUGCGAGUCAAUAGCAGGCGGGACUUCGGAGCUCAAGAAGUUCGCCACUGAUUUCCUCUCUUUGUAUUGCAGUGAGGUUUUGCCUGUGGAACAAGAGCAGAAGGGGCAAAAAAGAAAUGGUAGUCCAUCUCUUCUGGUUGUUUGUGACCAAACCAAUGUGAAGAAGCAGUGUGCUCUGAAAAUAGAGGAUGAUGCUCCUGUUCGUGAUGGUUCUGAAUGUUCAGAGUCAAAGACGAGUGUGAAAACCCAAAAAAUGAUUGAUUUUAGUGCCAGUAAACCCACAGUAAGCAUGAGGAGAUGCAGUGGCACACCAAAAGCUGGCUUGCAUGCACCUGGUAUGUUGAACACGCCUAGAUCAGUAAGCAGGAAGUCCUUAAUAUCCCUGGGGAUGAGUUCUGGAAUGAAGCCUUUGAUGUUGCUGAUGGUUUUUACCAUCCCGUGGAUGAAGCUUCUUGUGCAAGGGGAGAAAGGGAGAAUGUCUGUCCUAUGGAUUUGUCAUCAUGUAUAG